GACGUCGUCGGAGGCGGAGCGAAGGGCGGGCCGGCAGCCGGCUUGGGGCGGUACUGAGCUGGGUCACGUAGCUCAGGUCCCUGGCUUGGGUCACACCGCGCUUUUCCCGGUCCUCCGGUCGUCGCUCGCCGUCCCUCCGCCACCAUGCCUAUGUUCAUUGUGAACACCAAUGUUCCCCGCGCCUCCGUGCCAGAGGGGUUUCUCUCCGAGCUCACCCAGCAGCUGGCGCAGGCCACCGGCAAGCCCGCACAGUACAUUGCAGUGCACGUGGUCCCGGAUCAGCUCAUGACUUUUAGCGGCACGAGCGACCCCUGCGCCCUCUGCAGCCUGCACAGCAUCGGCAAGAUCGGUGGCGCCCAGAACCGCAACUACAGCAAGCUGCUGUGCGGCCUGCUGUCCGAUCGCCUGCACAUCAGCCCGGACCGGGUCUACAUCAACUAUUACGACAUGAACGCAGCCAACGUGGGCUGGAACGGUUCCACCUUCGCUUGAGUCCUGGCCUCCUCACUUACCUGCACCGCUGUUCUUCGAGCCUCGCUGCACGAAGUAUUCUGUGUUUAUCCACCCGUAGCGAUGCCCAUCAUCCGGCCGGGGGAAAUAAAUGGUUUAAAGUGACCAUG
Mastomys coucha (southern multimammate mouse) is the source of this 620-nucleotide messenger RNA. RefSeq names its product macrophage migration inhibitory factor (gene Mif). The transcript is spliced from 3 exons. The record is from RefSeq and is a predicted model, not a curated record. Gene Ontology annotation, molecular function: cytokine activity; phenylpyruvate tautomerase activity. Bases 145 to 492 code for a protein of 115 amino acids. NCBI's taxonomy places the organism in Eukaryota, Metazoa, Chordata, Mammalia, Rodentia, Muridae.